Messenger RNA from Sparassis crispa, 453 nucleotides. RefSeq lists its product as hypothetical. The transcript is spliced from 3 exons. Bases 1 to 453 code for a protein of 150 amino acids. Lineage: Eukaryota; Fungi; Basidiomycota; Agaricomycetes; Polyporales; Sparassidaceae. The record is from RefSeq and is a predicted model, not a curated record.
AUGUAUGCAUUUGGGUGGACCGAGCUGGGCUACUUCAACGACAAGGAGGACGAGCUCGUUCUCAUGCAUGCUAUGGCCCGCUAUCAUGCAUUCUUGGACCUAAUGAGCUCAUCGCUGAUGUCGUUUUUCGUGCCAAUGCUCGACAUCGAUCUCGUGUGGCACUCGCAUCAGCUCAUGGGCAGUCGGUACGCCAACGAGUGUGCACGGUAUUGUGAUGCGGAACGCGUUCGCACCGGGCGCAUGGACGCGAAUGCGUUCGAGCACAGGCGGGCGCACGACAUGGCAUUCCCGAUGCCCAUGCCAUUCUAUCACCCUAUCACGGUGUGCGUCAUCAUCGCUAACCCCGACCUCCUCGUUUGUGCAGGCAGCCGACACAUGAACGGCCAGGCACUGUUUGUUGUUUCCCGCUGCUCUGAUCUGCUGGUGCUUCCCUGCUUCAGCACUUCGGUUUAG